Molecule: messenger RNA, 750 nt
Organism: Cyclospora cayetanensis
Lineage: Eukaryota; Apicomplexa; Conoidasida; Eucoccidiorida; Eimeriidae
Product: dihydrolipoyllysine-residue succinyltransferase component of 2-oxoglutarate dehydrogenase complex, mitochondrial
Exons: 2
Coding region: 1-750 (249 amino acids)
Source: RefSeq, a predicted model, not a curated record
AUGGAAUAUGCAGUCGACCGCAGACUCUGUGGCAGAGCCAAGGGCCAGUCCGCCGCACAUUUGAGCCUGCGGAGCUUCGGCAGUGGCACCGGAGCAAUGCAUGUGUUACGAGUUCCGCCCCUGGGUGAUUCCAUCACCGAAGGGACAGUGGUGGAAUGGCGCUUUGGGCCUGGGUCUAUGGUGCACGCAGAGGACGUUGUCUGCGUCUUGGAAACAGACAAAGUAUCUGUGGAUAUCCCUGCGAAGAUUUCGGGCAAAAUUGUCAGCAUUGCUGUGGAGGUGGGUGGAACAGCAUUUGUGGGGGGUGAUUUGGCCGUCAUUGAACCCAGUAGUGUGGAGACAGGAGGAGAGACAGUUCCUUCCCCUACUCCACCCAGCGGGGCCACCCCCGCACAGCACACACCACCAGCUGCUUCCUCGGUAGCUGAGCCAUAUGGGCUAGCUGCAAGGGUAAGCACUCCUGUAUCAGAUGAGCCGCAAAAACCGCUGCGUUACAAGCCACGUAUUAUGUUCAAAAGCGUUCGCAGCAGGCUGGAACGGCUUGGGCUGCUGCCCCCGCAGCAUUACAAGGCCAUAGAGGACUUGCCCACUUUUCUAAUGCGACCGGCCCUUAGCCCGGAGGAGGUAGAGGCGAUUAAUGAGGGGGGUUUGACGGACGUGGAUGCCGCUGCCAGUGCUUGGACUGUAUCCCUUGCUUUUCGUCCGGUGGCCUCCAAGAAGAGCUCUAGUUCCAAGAGGUCUUCGGCCUAG